Molecule: messenger RNA, 1035 nt
Organism: Linum tenue
Lineage: Eukaryota; Viridiplantae; Streptophyta; Magnoliopsida; Malpighiales; Linaceae
Source: the annotation of a GenBank genome assembly
AUGGACGCCGACGACAGGCUCAGCUCUUUGCCGGACGACGUGAUCUCCCACAUUCUCUCUUUCCUGCAAACCGAGUACGCCGUCGGAACCGCGGUCCUCAGCCGACGCUGGAAGGAUCUCUGGACUAGGGUUUCCUAUCUCGAUUUCGACAACUCCUGGAUUUCCGAGGGAGUUCCCGAGGACAUCGUCUUCAUGUACAGGCCGCCGCACGAAUGGGUGCAAUAUGCUAAUGAUAGAGUUCAGAGGAGAGUCUUGGAAUUCCACCGCUUCGUCGACAAGGUUCUGAGCCAGCACAAGAAUCUCGAUUCCGUGAGGCGUUUGCGCUUCCGCUACCACUUCCAUUUCUUAAGAGGGCUUCCAGAGCUGAACUGGAGUCCUGGGUUUUGGUUUCAGAGCCAAUGGGUGUUUGUUCCUCUAAUCGAGGAGUUGGAUAUAGGAAUUUACGGGGACAUUGCAGUCGAAGCUACCCAUUGUAUGAGCUGCCUUCCGCAGAGCUUCUACACUUUGAAGAAUCUGAGAAUUGUGAAGCUUGAAGGGGUCACACUGAGUGCUGCAGCAAAAGGGUCGGUUCUUCUCCCUAGUAUGAAGAUUUUACAGCUUUGCGAUGUUAAGAUUGCGGACUGCGAGUCAUUUAGUAGCCUCAUUUCUGGUUGUCCUGUGCUAGAGACGGCUCUUCUGAACUGUUGCUAUAUCUUGUUCUGGAAUGAGCUAGACGUACUCGUCGUUUCCUCACCAUCUCUGAAGAACUUGGAGAUGAAUCGGAUGAUCAGUUUUGACGAUUCCCUAACGUAUCAUAUUGCUAUCGAAACACCAAAUCUUGAGGAGCUUCAUCUUGACUCGUUUGCAGGGUUGAAGUUUAUUGGUAGUAGUCCAUUAUCAUGCCUUAAUAUAGCACAUGUUGAUGUGGGUCAGUGUCCAAUCUCGUAUCAUGCACUGGAUGAGGUGCUCAAUUAUGUCUCCAAUGCAAAGGAAGUGUUCUUAUCUGGGAAGCCUCUGGUAAUGACCAUUCCCAAAGUGUACUUUCGGCCAGAUUGA